Molecule: messenger RNA, 1741 nt
Organism: Euleptes europaea (tarantolino)
Lineage: Eukaryota; Metazoa; Chordata; Lepidosauria; Squamata; Sphaerodactylidae
Gene: PKM
Product: pyruvate kinase M1/2
Exons: 11
Coding region: 28-1620 (530 amino acids)
Biological process (GO): glycolytic process; cellular response to insulin stimulus
Cellular component (GO): cytoplasm
Molecular function (GO): magnesium ion binding; potassium ion binding; pyruvate kinase activity
Source: RefSeq, a predicted model, not a curated record
GGGCCGGUUAAAAAAAAUUCAGUAGCCAUGUCUAAACCCCAUGAUGCAGGGACUGCUUUUAUCCAGACCCAGCAGCUGCAUGCUGCCAUGGCAGACACAUUCCUGGAACACAUGUGUCGCCUGGAUAUUGAUUCUCCACCAAUCACUGCAAGAAACACUGGCAUUAUCUGCACAAUUGGCCCGGCUUCUCGGUCAGUGGAAAUGUUGAAAGAAAUGAUUAAAUCUGGAAUGAAUGUUGCCCGCCUCAACUUCUCUCAUGGAACCCACGAGUAUCACGAAGGAACCAUCAAGAAUGUGCGAGAAGCUACCGAGAGCUUUGCUUCUAAUCCUAUUAUUUACAGACCUGUUGCUGUUGCACUAGAUACUAAGGGACCGGAAAUUCGUACUGGACUCAUCAAGGGUAGCGGCACAGCGGAAGUGGAGCUGAAGAAGGGGGCAGCCCUGAAACUGACCCUGGACAAUGCCUACAUGGAGAAAUGUGAUGAGCACGUCCUGUGGGUGGACUACAAGAACCUCAUCAAAGUUGUAGAUAUUGGCAGCAAAAUCUAUGUGGAUGAUGGUCUUAUUUCCCUGCAGGUUAAAGAGAAAGGUUCCGACUAUGUCCUCACUGAAGUCGAAAACGGCGGACUGCUAGGCAGCAAGAAAGGAGUCAACUUACCGGGUGCCGCGGUAGACCUUCCUGCUGUUUCUGAGAAGGACAUCCAGGAUCUGAAAUUUGGCGUGGAGCAGGAUGUGGACAUGGUGUUCGCUUCUUUCAUCCGCAAAGCUGCUGAUGUUCACGCUGUCAGAGAUGUACUGGGGGAAAAGGGAAAGAACAUCAAGAUUAUUAGCAAGAUUGAAAACCACGAGGGAGUGCGCAGGUUUGAUGAGAUUUUGGAGGCAAGUGACGGCAUCAUGGUAGCUCGUGGUGAUCUUGGUAUUGAAAUUCCCGCUGAAAAAGUCUUCCUUGCCCAGAAAAUGAUGAUUGGUCGAUGCAACAGGGCUGGCAAGCCAAUCAUCUGUGCUACUCAGAUGUUGGAGAGCAUGAUUAAGAAGCCGCGCCCAACGCGUGCAGAAGGAAGUGAUGUAGCCAAUGCUGUUCUGGAUGGAGCAGACUGCAUCAUGCUCUCUGGGGAGACUGCUAAGGGAGACUACCCUCUGGAGGCCGUUCGUAUGCAACAUCUGAUUGCUCGCGAAGCCGAGGCAGCCAUCUUUCACAGGCAAUUGUUCGAAGAGCUCCGCCGGCUGGCCCCCCUGAACCGGGAUCCCACCGAAGCCGCCGCUGUCGGCGCUGUGGAAGCUUCCUUCAAGUGCUGCAGUGGGGCCAUUAUCGUGCUCACCAAGUCUGGAAGGUCUGCUCACCUAGUGUCCAGGUUCCGCCCACGCGCUCCUAUCAUUGCCGUGACCCGUAAUGAGCAGACAGCCCGCCAGGCCCAUCUGUACCGUGGCAUUUUCCCCGUGCUGUGCAAAGCACCCACCCACGAUGCCUGGGCAGAAGAUGUUGACCUCCGAGUUAACCUGGGCAUGGAUGUUGGCAAAGCUCGUGGAUUCUUCAAGACCGGUGAUCUGGUGAUCGUACUCACAGGAUGGCGUCCUGGUUCCGGCUACACCAACACCAUGCGGGUGGUGCCAGUGCCCUAAGCAUCCAGCCCAGCGAUCUCAUCUCUUCCCUACUGUCUCGGCACCUUCCCCUUGCAUUAGACCAGCAUUUGCUUGCAGUAUUGUCCUUGUCUGUAGAGUGGGUAGAGGCUGCCGAAAACCA